AUGCCAAGCCUGUCGAUGAAGGUGCCCCGCCUUUUCCCUACCUCUUCUUUCGAUAGCAGACGCAACCUGUUCGGUGAUAUGCCCGAACCGGCCGUUGAUCCCGCCGACCCGAAUUACUACACCGAGCCGUCCCAGUUCAUGGACGACCUCAUAAGCCAAGAGGGCCCGGUGUUUGAGGAAGAAGUUGACGAGAAGGGCAAAAGCAAGAGGACGCAGGCGUACGCCGAGUGCGAGGACAAGCUGCUGUGCGAGGCUUGGCUAGAAAUUGGCCAAGAUCCAAUUUGGGGGGCCGAGCAAAAAGGCACCGCGUAUUGGAAGCGUAUCUAUGAUUACUUCCAUGAGCAUCGCCUCUUGCCCCCGUACAGCUUCAUUAGCGACCGGGGAGAGGUUUCCCUUCAAAAGAGAUGGGGCCUCAUCCAGUCUGAAUGCAACAAGUUCGCGGGUGCGCAUGAUCACGUGAAGGCGAGGCCAGUCAGCAGCGUCGGUGUCGGCGACAUGGCGUAUCAAGCUUUGGAGUAUUUCAAAGUGAUGUACAAGAAACCGUUUGGCUUAAUCCAUUGUUGGCGGAUCUUCAUGGAGGCCUUGAAGUGGCAAGAUGUUUAUGUGGCCACCAAGAAGAUCCCCUGCGAUGGGAAGAAGCGCGACUGCAACGCCAUCGACCUCGAGGCCUCUGGCCACACUGAGGCAGCAAGCCGUGCCGUCUGA
Messenger RNA from Brachypodium distachyon (stiff brome), 705 nucleotides. Its product is annotated as glutathione S-transferase T3. The transcript is spliced from 3 exons. The record is from RefSeq and is a predicted model, not a curated record. NCBI's taxonomy places the organism in Eukaryota, Viridiplantae, Streptophyta, Magnoliopsida, Poales, Poaceae. Bases 1 to 705 code for a protein of 234 amino acids.